This is a messenger RNA of Orbicella faveolata, 3530 nucleotides long. Its product is annotated as DNA-binding protein SMUBP-2-like. NCBI's taxonomy places the organism in Eukaryota, Metazoa, Cnidaria, Anthozoa, Scleractinia, Merulinidae. Gene Ontology annotation, cellular component: cytoplasm; nucleus. Gene Ontology annotation, molecular function: zinc ion binding; 5'-3' DNA helicase activity; RNA binding. The record is from RefSeq and is a predicted model, not a curated record.
AUGUCUGGAGACGACCAAAUGUUCAGUGUCUUUUUAAGUUUAGGCAACUUUUCAAAGAAGUUUCUUUCAGUGGCAAGUUCUUCAUCAUCAAUUUUAGAUUUAGAAUGGCAUCUUUUCUCUGAUGUAAUGAUCCCAGUCAAAGAAGUAUUUGAAGGUAAACAUUUUUUAAUAAUAUAUUUUAUUUUAGGUGAUAUAGUUGGACUUGGUUGGUUAAAUGCCAACCAAAAAGCCAGUGACAUUGCCUCUGGAAUCGUUAGCCGUGUAACCCAGACAGCUAUAACAGUAGCAUUUGAUGAGACAGCUGACAGCCUUGCAUUUGAUGAUGACGGGCCAUUUAAACUUAUCAAACUAGCAAAUGACAUUACUCACAAGAGGAUCAAAAGCGCCCUUGAUACUUUAACUAAGUACAGAGAGGGACCUGCUGCUCACUUAAUCGAUGUGCUGUUUGGACAUUUGUCUCCUGGGUCGCCAUUACAAAUAAGACCUUUUACUGAAGGAGGGGAGAAGCCUUGUGUGUUCUUCAAUCCUGAUCUUGAUGAUUCACAAAGGCAAGCUGUGAAGUUUGCUUUAUGUCAGAGAGAGGUAGCCAUUGUUCAUGGCCCCCCUGGAACUGGAAAAACCACGACUGUGGUCGAGAUCAUUAUCCAGGCAGUCAAAAAUCUCAACAUGAAGGUUCUAGCUUGUGCACCUUCAAAUGUUGCAGUAGAUAACAUGGUUGAGAAGUUGGUAAAAGGUAAACUAAAGGUUGUGAGGGUUGGUCAUCCUGCUCGUCUGCUCAGUGUUGUUCAAGAGCAUUCCCUGGAUGCCUUACUGUCUAAUUCUGAAGGCACAGCCAUUGUACGAGAUGUGAGAAAGGAUAUUGAUGACACACUGGCAAAAGUAAGAAAGUCAAGAAAUCUCUCAGAAAAGAAGCAUCUUAAACAAGAAAUAAAAUCACUGAAAGGAGAGCUCAAACUAAGAGAAGACAAAGCCAUAACAGAAAUUCUAACCAAAGCUGAUGUUGUCUUGGCAACCAAUACUAGCGCAUCCUCGGAUGGCCCCCUUAAACUUGUGAAGCUAGAACAUUUUGAUUUGGUUGUUAUUGACGAGGCUGCACAGUCUCUUGAAGCUGGCUGCUGGAUACCGUUACUUCGGGCGCCAAGGUGUGUUCUUGCUGGUGAUCAUCUCCAGUUGCCUCCAACAAUCUUAUCAACGGAGGCGGCUAAACAAGGUCUAGAAGUCACGUUAAUGGAGAGGCUUAUAAAACUACUGGGAGAUGGCGCCGUACGCAUGUUAACUACUCAGUAUAGAAUGAAUGAGGCGAUCAUGAAAUGGUCGUCAGAGAAACUUUACGAGGGUCGACUAAGGGCAGACAGCUCCGUCAAAUCUCAUUUGCUGAAGGAUCUUCCAGGAGUACAGGAAACAGAUGAGACGUCACUUCCGCUUCUAUUGAUAGACACCGCCGGAUGUGACGUCAGAGAAAAGGAGGUGGAAGAUGAAGUAUCGAAAGGGAAUGAAGGCGAGGCUGACAUCGUGGCUGCGCAUGUUGUGGCACUUAUUACCGCUGGACUUCAGCCAAGUGAUAUCGCCGUCAUCGCUCCUUAUAACUUGCAGGUGGAGUUGCUAAGACUGCGUCUGUCGUCGACAUACCCAGCGCUAGAAAUAAAAUCCGUUGAUGGCUUUCAGGGAAGAGAGAAGGAAGCUGUUGUGAUAUCCUUAGUUCGCUCCAACAAAAAAGGAGAAGUUGGUUUCCUUGCCGAACACAGACGAAUCAACGUUGCUAUAACCCGAGCCCGACGCCAUCUUGCCAUUGUAGCCGAUUCGGAGACUGUUAGCCAUGAUGACUUCCUUAAAUCUCUUGUGAAAUACUUGAGCAGUGAAGGCGAGGUCAGAUCUGCUCAUGAGUAUCUUCAGGAUUCGCUCACGACGGCGGUUGAUUCUUGCUCUAACGAACAUGGUGAAGUUCUGUUGACCCAAACGACAAGAGACUACAAGAAGAAAAAGGGUUUAAACGCAAAGAAAACCAUCAUUCUUAAAGAAAACGAUGUCAAAGAGAGAGAUAAGUUAAAGGUAGUAGAGGCCGUAGAGAACAGAUCAAUAAAUAGUGAAGUUGAAUCCAGUACAACAGAGAAUGUCUCACAGCAAGAGCCAGUGAAUGUAACUCCUGAACCACCGGCUGUUAGUGAAAGAAUCCCUUCAAAGCCAGGCGAGAAAGACAUAAACGAACCUCUACUACCUGGUAGUAAUACCGCGACGGCAAAAUACAGCCGUGAAACUCUUGAGAAAGAAAUUGUGGAUUUUAUUCAAGAUGGGUCCAAGUUUGAGCUCUCCUUUCCGAAGACCUUGAACUCCCAGCAAAGGUUUGAUGUUCAUAGCAUUGCGGAGAAGCUGUCGCUCUGCCAUGAAAGUAGAGGAGAGGGAAAAGAGAGAUAUAUUGUGGUUAGAAAAGCCAAACCGGCGUCAAAAGAUAAUGAAGAGGAUUCUGAACUGGUCACUACUUGCUCUUUGUGCAAAAAGCGAGUACCGAGCUGUAAUCUUCAGCUUCACUCGCUGCGCUGCGAGCAGAUAAUGAGAUCAAACUUGGGGGAAAGCAGCAAAAUGGAGCGGAGUGAGGAAACACGCGCUGGAACAAUCUCCAAACUGCAGAAAAACAAGGCAAAAACAAAUAAACCUUCUCCCAAACAACCAGAGGAAGACUUCGACAAGAUGUUGGCUUCGUUCACCAAAUUAGACACCCAAUGUGCCUUUAAUGGGUGUAACCAGAGCAUAAGAACUUUGGGACAGUUGUGCAAAUGUUGUGAAAGAACUUAUUGUUUGUCGCAUCAUAUCCCUGAGGUUCACGGCUGCGGAGAAGCGGCUAAAGUGAGAGCUAGGCAGCUUGCCAGCAAGCCAAAGAGUGCUAAACCCAAAGCUUUGGACGCUAAUCGUAAAGUGCUGCUUCAUCGGAAGCUGGAUAAGAAACUGGUCGAAAUGUCAGGACAAAGAAAAUCUAAACGUAAAGACAGAGACCAUUAGUAAAUACUCAUAAGAGCUCUUAUUAUAUCUCUCAGUUAUUACACGCGCUGUGAUUGGUCAAUUUAGCGAGCCGUGGCCCCUCUAAAAUUUAAAGCUGUUACCAAAAUGUACCACCAAGUGACGUUUAUGACAGGUAAAAAACUUAGUCCGGGUGCCCGUGACCGACUAUGGCCGUCCCGUUUACUUGGAAAGCUAGCAAAUUUUAACUUUACCAGAAUUAUUCCAUGGACCUUGGUAGUUAAUGCUAGGGUGGCAGUGGAAACUCUCGAGUGGGCAGUUUGUAGUUACAUGUGUGAAAACAUUUGCAACGCUAAUGUGGGGACUGGAAGUAACUCUGUACCACUAGUUGUAUAGAGACUAUGCUAAGAAUCAAACAUAUUUUGGGAAUAGCUGCUUUCCUCAUAUGCUCACGUUGUCUAUGGUUGUGAGAGCUGUCUAAGAGAUGUGAGAGAUGUAAUAUUGAAAUUUAUUAUAUGGAGAAGAGUGUUUUACUGGGAACUAAACCACUCGUAGAUUCCAUACGCCACUUCAUCCGG